CCCAAUUGGCUCUUCGGGCAUAAUGAUAAGCCUACGAAAUUUGUUGAAUCGCAAGUCAUCAAUUUUGAUUUACUACCUACCUACCUAAGGUACCUCAUUUCGUCAUCAUCCGAACUUAUCCUAGGUACCUAAAAUCAAGCAAUGCUAGCAACCGCGCCAUUAUGAAGCUCUACGCCAUCGGAGAUCUCCACCUGAGCUACGAGUUCAACAGAAAAGCGCUGCAGGAACUCAAGCCGCACCCGGACGACGGGCUGAUCCUAUGCGGCGACAUAGGCGAGACGGCCGAGCACCUGGAGCUCGCCUUCUCGGCGGCGAAGCGUAACUUCAAGGAGGUGUUCUGGUGCCCCGGCAACCACGAGCUGUACACGAUGCAGUCGUCGCGGCCGGACCUGCGCGGCGAGAGCAAGUACGAGUUCUGCGUGGAGACGGCGCGCAGGCACGGCGUGCACACGCCCGAGGACGAGUUCGUGCGAUGGGAGGGGGAAGGCGGGCCCGCCGUCGUCGCCCCCAUAUUCACCCUGUACGACUACAGCUUCCGCCCCGCGGACGUGAGCCGCGACAAGGCGCUGCGGUGGGCCGAGGAGACGGACACGGUGGCGACGGACGAGUUCCUGCUGCACCCGGACCCGUACGCGACGCGGGACGAGUGGUGCCGGGCGCUGGUGCGGAAGUUCGAGGCCAAGCUCGCGGAGGCGGCGGCCGCGCACCCAGACGCCGGGCUCGUGAUCGCGAACCACUGGCCGCUGCGGGAGGACCUGGUGUACAUACCGCGGGUGCCGCGGUUCAGCCUCUGGUGCGGGACCAAGGAGACGGAGGACUGGCACACGCGGUUCCCGGCCAAGGUGGUGGUGUCGGGACACCUGCACGUGCCGCGGACGGACUGGAAGAAGGGCGUCCGGUUCGAGGAGGUCAGUCUCGGGUACCCGAAGCAGUGGGGGGACGUGCACGCCUCGGGCAGGGAUAUCAACGACGUGCUGAGGGAGAUAUUGCCCGGGCCGGAGGCGCCGCUGGGCGGGGAGGCGGAGAUGAGGUGGCGGAGGUGGGUGUGAUGGAAAUACUAGGUAGGGGUGGAGGGAGGUCAGAAGAGAGAAGGGGGGGAUGAGCAUGAGGUAUGGGGCAUGAGGUAUGAGGUACGAGGUACGAGGACAAAUACGGAUUACAUGCAUGAUAGAGGUAUGAGAUACGAGGCAUUACAUUGUUUCCCGGUAUAGAGAAGGCAUUAUACGGCCCAUACAUUCUUUGCCCGCUUUUAGAUUGUUCAUCACCGUUCUAAAGUAGAGGUCUAGUGACACGAACUUAGUGUUUACGAGAUCCGAAUCAAGAUAGAUGAGAUAUAGAAGUUAGUGCACCAAGGAAACGUGUAAGUUUUGCUCGUAGCUUGAGAUAGCCCGGCGCGGAAAUCGAUAAGAUUUCACGAGAGCUUCAUGAUAAGUUAAGACUCUUAAGGAGGUAAUUAAGGCAGCAUGAUAAGACGGAGUGAAUGAUUUUUAACGACUUAAAACUCCUCUAAUAUAUACUUAUAUAGAAUGUUCGUUUCAUACCGGCAACGGAGUAUGAUUGAAAGUAGUAAGAAUGGUAGCAACUUACUUAUGAUGACCUCUUUACCUAACGGCAGCAGCCAGUUCUUUAACAUACUUGCAGGUAGAAGGUAGC
Messenger RNA from Daldinia caldariorum, 1653 nucleotides. Its product is annotated as Metallo-dependent phosphatase. Lineage: Eukaryota; Fungi; Ascomycota; Sordariomycetes; Xylariales; Hypoxylaceae. The record is from RefSeq and is a predicted model, not a curated record. The coding region runs from base 162 to 1049 and encodes 295 amino acids. Gene Ontology annotation, molecular function: hydrolase activity. The transcript has a single exon.